AUGAGGAGAGAUCAGAGAAGUCCAAAACAGGAUCCAAUUUUGAGUUCUCAAUAUGUUGUAUGCGAGGAAAGGUACAACUGCCGUUUUGAAGCACUUGAUCGGACGCUCAGGAAUCUUAUGUCAGUUACCGAUCAACAUAAGACACAUAAACCAUUUGGUGGUAAGAUUGUUGUUCUAGGAAGUGAUUUCAGACAGAUACUUCCGGUGAUUCCGAAAGGAAGUAGACACGAUAUAUUAGCAUCCGCUAUUAACUCAUCCCAGUUUUGGUCAUUUUGUAAGGUUCUGAAACUGCAUACGAAUAUGAGGCUUCUAAUGUCUUCUUUGGAUCAAGAUGAAGGUGAAAUGAAGAUAUUUGCUAAUUGGAUACUUGAUGUUGGAAAUGGAAAUAUUGGUUCUGUUGUUGGUGAUGAAUCAGAAAUUGAAAUUCCAGAUGAUUUAUUGAUUACAACUACUGAUGAUCCUCUCUCUCAUUUGGUAGACUUUGCAUAUCCAAAUUUGUUGCAAAACAUGUCAGAUUACAUAUAUUUUCAGAGUAGAGCAAUUCGCAAGUGUCGAGAAGGUAAAUGA
Molecule: messenger RNA, 567 nt
Organism: Arachis duranensis
Lineage: Eukaryota; Viridiplantae; Streptophyta; Magnoliopsida; Fabales; Fabaceae
Exons: 1
Coding region: 1-567 (188 amino acids)
Biological process (GO): telomere maintenance; DNA repair
Molecular function (GO): DNA helicase activity
Source: RefSeq, a predicted model, not a curated record